Phoenix dactylifera (date palm) is the source of this 1213-nucleotide messenger RNA. RefSeq names its product protein TIFY 9. Gene Ontology annotation, cellular component: nucleus. NCBI's taxonomy places the organism in Eukaryota, Viridiplantae, Streptophyta, Magnoliopsida, Arecales, Arecaceae. The record is from RefSeq and is a predicted model, not a curated record. Gene Ontology annotation, biological process: response to wounding; regulation of defense response; regulation of jasmonic acid mediated signaling pathway.
UUCAACGUAGAAUUCAUGGAAGACGUGCUGUAAUAGUCAUGUCCCUUCAAUUUCGUGUCACGCGAUUGGCUAUUUAGGUUUUGCAUCUGCUUCCAACCUUCUUGCCCGUUUUUUCUCGUGGUGUUGUGGGCAUUUAAAACCCGUCACGAAUCUCUUGGAAUCCUCGCUCGCUUUACUCUUUCUCGGUUGAUAGGAGUACAAGAAUAGCGGUGGAAGGAAGGAGGAGAACGGAAGGGAAAGAAGAAGCCUGCAGCUAGCCAUGUCGAGAGCCACGGUAGAGUUGGAUUUCUUCGGCCUCGAGAAGGAGAACGCGGCCAGAUUCCGCGCCGUGGAGCCAAGAAGCUCCAUUCGUGGUAUCCAGGGUGAGAUAUCCAGGAUAAACCCGCAUCUUUUGAGGAGCCUCCUCGCCCCCGGUGGUGGGAGCGCGGCGUUUCACCCGGCGGCCUCGGCGGGGGAAUCUUGCCGGCCGUUCCUCUCGCCGCCGCCGUCGCCGCUGCCGGUCCUGAGCCCGGCCUCCUCCCGUACUAGUAAUGAGAGUCUUCCGGGAACGGCUCCGUUAACGAUCUUCUACAAGGGCACCGUCACCGUCAUCGACGUCCCCCCAGAGAAGGCGGAGAUUAUAAUAAAAUUUGCCGAGGAUGCUAACCGUAUCGGCCUGGAGGAGGGCUUACUGGAAAAAUUUAACGGAGAUUUACCGAUGGCACGGAAGAAGUCGUUGCAGAGAUUUUUUGAGAAGCGCAAGGAGAGGUUGACCGCGUUGGGACCGUACGAGGAGGUCGAGGUGAGGAAGGAGAAGGCGCGCAAGGUGGCAACCAUGGAUGUGGUGACUGUGUCUAACUUUUGAUGGAUGAUGACUCAUACAUUACAUAAGAUAGCAAGGGAAUGGCAAGCUUUCGUAGGGUUAGAUGUGAAGGAACACUAAUUUAGCUGCUCAUUUUGUUCCUUCUUUUGGUUGGUUGGUUCAUAUUUUUUGUGGAUUAUGUAAUUAAUGAUCAUAUAUAUUAUGAGAAAUGAAAGCACUUUAUGAGAUUGUUUAGAAUGUAAAAUUUGAGAUGUUUUGACAGUUCAAGUUUAGCUGAUAUGUUUGGAAAGUUGAGAUAUAGAUUGCAGGGGAGUUUGUAAAGCAAUUAAAUGUCAUUUGGUUUGAUGGUAUAGAGUUUGUAAAGUGAUAAAGUUGGGUAUAGAUGUAUAUGUUACUGAAGUUGCAAGGCCA